Molecule: messenger RNA, 1061 nt
Organism: Zeugodacus cucurbitae (melon fly)
Lineage: Eukaryota; Metazoa; Arthropoda; Insecta; Diptera; Tephritidae
Product: tabinhibitin 4-like
Exons: 4
Coding region: 190-1035 (281 amino acids)
Source: RefSeq, a predicted model, not a curated record
AAGUAAAAGAUCUCCUGUAAAAAUUUUUCAAAUCAGAAAAAAAAAUAUUUUUGACUUAUAAUUUUUCAAGAAGGUUAACACAUUUAUUUCAUAUCGCACUAUAGAUAUAUACGGACAUAAAAAUGUUUAACAUUCAAUAUAUUCGCUUUUAUUUAAUCGCUAUUUUGAUAUGGCAUAGCCUUUACACCGAUGCGUACUAUUAUUGUGAUAAGGAGAGUAAAUUAUGUGGCACUAGAAAGCAUUUCAUGUGUGAUCCGGAUGCUGUGCAAAGGCGAUGUUCUUGGUCUUUUGCCAUUGACAGGCUCAAUUAAACGUCGUUAUGUCGAUCGACACAAUGAGCAUCGCAACAGAAUAGCUGGGGGUGAAGUAAAAUUCAAAGGCGGAAAAAAAUUUCCGAAAGCCACUCGCAUGCGUGAAGUAAUCUGGGAUGACGAAUUAGCGUAUAUAGCCGGAAUCCAUGCAAAACGUUGUAAUAAGCAGCCCGAUGAUUGCCACAGUACUGAGAGGUUUCCAGGCUCCGGUCAAAAUCUGUAUAAGAAUGAAACAGGAAAACCAACGAUAGGAACCGAUAUGAUUGUAUAUGCAAUAGAUUUUUGGUGGGCCGAAUCUGAAUUGGUGGAUGAUGGCAAUGCUAUGGUCGACGAAUUUCCGAAAGGCAUUGGCGAACCGGAUAGGAGCGAUACCACCUCUUCAAUUUCCUUUGAUGUAUUUAUAGAUUAUGGAAAUGAGACAGCUGUGCAAGGCGAAUUGCCCAAAAAUCCGGACGCCUGGAAAAAGAUCGGUCGCUUCUCUGCAAUUGCAAACGAGCGUGCUGCUUUUGUUGGUUGUGGCUUGGCGGUAUGCCAUAACUCUACUUCUAACGCUUAUUGCAUACAUGUUACUUGUAAUUACUCACGCACCAAUGUAAUUGGUACUUUUAUGUACAAGAAAGGCAAUUCAUCAGCAUCAGAAUGUGAUUAUUAUGAAAGUGUUCCCAGUAGUAAAUAUCCGCAUCUUUGUAAAAAUACUGGCAAAAUUUUUGAAGAUGGUAAAUAAAUUUUCGUAUUGGCUAUUGACAAAUA